Molecule: messenger RNA, 1521 nt
Organism: Pyrenophora tritici-repentis Pt-1C-BFP
Lineage: Eukaryota; Fungi; Ascomycota; Dothideomycetes; Pleosporales; Pleosporaceae
Source: RefSeq, a predicted model, not a curated record
AUGCCAAAGGUGUUCAAGUUCCUCAGGACAGCCCUCGCACCAAACACUGGAAACGCUGUUCCACGUGCAGCCACCGAUAGAAGCGAUGGGUCGCGGAAAGCAUCCUUCACUUCUUCCACCGAUGACACAUGGGGUCCAGACUUUGAUCCGCUGACCGUCUCCGCAUUUGAGUUAUCCGAACUUUUGAAUGCGCAGGCAAUCACGAGCGUGCAGAUUGUGCGCUUGUAUCUAAAAGAGAUUGAGAUGCACAACAGGCGAGGAAGACAAUUACGGGCAUUGAUCUCCGUCGCACCCAAACAUGAGCUGGUCAGAAUAGCCAGGAAGCUUGAUGAGGAACGCGCAAGAGGCAAGAUAAGAGGCCCACUACACGGAAUCCCCAUAGUACUGAAAGACAACAUCAUGACUGAUGAGAAGUUGGGCAUGGACACAACUGUUGUCGGAGUCGUGCCCAUGGAUGGCAUAUUCAGCUUGAGCAAGACAUUUGAUGCUGUCGGAGGCAUGGCCAAAUCUGCAAAAGACCUUGUAGCGCUGAUUGACGCCAUGAUGGUGCCGACCAGUCGAGAAGAGAAUGCGAGGAGCCCACACAGGUCUUUCAAGAUCAAGCCAGACUUUGGCACGCUUCGCAUCGGUAUCUGUGAGCCAACAAUUUGGAAAGCUUGGCGUAAAAGCGGGCGGAUCAAUGGCGAUGCCGAGCGAUUUAUGAAAUAUGACAUGAUCGUCCAGAGUAUGAUCGAGAUGGGCGUCGAUAUCGUGUACCCGGUAGAGCUACCCAAUCAAUCAAGCUUGACCAUCGAUGGCAAGAACUGUUUUGAGCCGGUAGUAUACUCUGAAUUCAAAGAUUGCUUGGCAGAGUUUAUUCGGGAUUUCAGAGUAACAAAGAUGCACUCAUUGGCUGAAAUCAUCAACUUCAACCUAGAUCAUCCUGAGCUAUGUCUACCGCCGACAUGUCCGGACCAAAACGACCUCAUGGCGGCAUUACAAGCAACAACUAAACGUGAAGAAGUGAAUGCCGCACGGCAACAUCUCCAGACCGCUGCGGGCCCCGAAGGCCUCGACUUCCUUUUCUCCUCCCAAAAGCUCGACAUCAUCAUUGCGCCGGGUGACGCAGCUCUAUCGACGCUCGCGGCUGCAGCAGGCUACCCAACAGCCGCAUGCCCUCUUUCCGCCCUGAAACUAAACGGCCAGCCAUUCGGCCUGACACUUGCCUCCCGUCCACAUACUGAACACAUGCUGCUGCAUUUUCUGACCGCGUACGAGAACAUUUUCCCACCGCGCGCACUUCCUCUGGCUCUCUCCUCCGUGCCGUUGCAAGACCCGAAUCCAGAACCAUUACCAGAUCAGCCCAUCAUCGACUUGAUUUUGCAUGAAUGGGAUACAAGCGUCAGCUGCAGCGCUGAUGCGCUGGCAGAUUGGCUGAAUGCGCGGUGGCGGAAGAGUGGGUUCUGUGUUUUGGUGGGUAGUGGGGUGCACUGUGAUGUUAUAAAAAACUUGAUAGUGUAUUCUCCGCGCGCGUAUGAAUAG